CCACAACCCUGCAUCAUCCUCCUCCAUCAACCUAACGUAAUCGGUCAUGUCUGCAGUUCGAAGUCGGAUCUGGAGGAGCAUGGAGGUGGAGAUAGAGAUAGGUAACGGCUCGGAUGCGGGGAACUGCAUGGCUGAAUUGCCGGUGCAUGGAUCAACUUGAUAGUACCAUCCGCAGGCAAAGGCCGCGUCUCGUAGAUGUGAACCCGGAUUCGAGCAUAGCCUGAUAAGGAUUACAUCUCUGGAAGGGUCGUCUCGCCUGUGGAGGAGCUCGACGAACCAAGAGCUACUCCCUGAGCACACCUCGUCCCUAAUAUUACACCAUGACCCGGACCAGUGAAUAUAAGGACUUACCUUCUUCUAGUUCAAUACCAUAUCAACUGUCAACUUGAGCUGUUGUAUACACUCAUAUCUUUACAUUUACUCAUCUCUUUCGCCAUGGCACCUGCCGCUAAGUUCAACCCUCCUGCAGCCGACCUCCCCGGCAAGCCUUUUGUGCCAGAAUGGAUCCCUCCUCCGAUCACACAGCAGAAGGAGAACUUUGCCGAGCUCACUUCAAUCGACCUGUCCCUGAUGGACUCUGAUGAUCCAGCAGUGGUUGAAAAUCUGGUACAGCAAGUAAAGCGAGCAAUCCGCGAAGAUGGUUUCUUGUUCCUGGAGAACUAUGGCAUCUCGCUGGAACAGUUGCACCGCCAGUUCGCUCUCGCACAAUACUUGUACCACAACAUCAGUGAGGAGGAUAGAGAGCGUCUUCUCUUUAACCCCGAGACUGGUGUAUGGUCCGGCUACAAGCACCCAUAUGGUUUCAAGCGCCACCGCGGUCCACCAGACGGUAUCGAGCAGUUCAACUGGUACAAGCCCGACUGGCAAGACAUGAACCGCAUUCCCAGCUGUCUCCACCCUUUUAUGGACGAGAUCGAAGAGUUCUGCAACUAUCUCACAAAGUCCGUAAACCGCCGCCUUCUCACCCUCUUCUCUCGCGUCCUCGAACUGCCCGACGACUAUCUCUGGGACAACGUCCAGUCCCACGAAGGUCCAACCGGCGAAGGCUAUUUCCGCCACGCACUCUUCCGCCCAGUACAAAAGCAAACAGAAGAAGCGUCAAAAGGGCUACGUAUGCACGGUCACACCGACUUCGGACUCACAACUCUUUUAUUCUCCGUCCCAAUCUCGUGUUUGCAGAUCUGGGGCAGAGACGAGCAGUGGUACUAUGUACCAUACAAGCCUGGUGCGCUUGUCAUCAACAUCGGCGACACACUUGAGAUUGUGUCUGGUGGGCACUUCAAGGCUACCAGGCACCGUGUCUUCAAGCCGCCUGUUGACCAGCUUGAGCAAGAGCGUUUGUCGCUUGUGCUUUUCAACAGCUCGAUUGGAGAUCUGCGCAUGACACCCGCACAAGAGUCACCACUCAUUCAGCGUGAGGGCUGCGUUGAGGAUCAGGGUGUGUACUCGGAGUUCAAGAAGCGCACACUGCAGGGCGAAUUGGUACCUACCAACCGUCAAUGGCGCGAGAUCCAGAUUGCUACAGCAACAGACCCCACGGACACAAUCCACAACCGUGUUGGUGUCCACCAGGUCAUCAUUGAUGGGAAGCUUAUGCAUCAGCGAGAGUACAUGGGUGUCAAGGUCGUUCUCCCAGUAUGA
Macroventuria anomochaeta is the source of this 1641-nucleotide messenger RNA. Its product is annotated as Clavaminate synthase-like protein. Gene Ontology annotation, molecular function: dioxygenase activity. NCBI's taxonomy places the organism in Eukaryota, Fungi, Ascomycota, Dothideomycetes, Pleosporales, Didymellaceae. The transcript has 3 exons. Bases 436 to 1641 code for a protein of 401 amino acids. The record is from RefSeq and is a predicted model, not a curated record.